AGUGGGGAUGUCCUGCUUCGGAGCGGGAAUCUUCGUUGUGCCAGCGACUAAAAAGAGAAUUAAAUAUGGGUGAUGUUGAGAAAGGCAAGAAGAUUUUUAUUAUGAAGUGUUCCCAGUGCCACACCGUUGAAAAGGGAGGCAAGCACAAGACUGGGCCAAAUCUCCAUGGUCUCUUCGGGCGGAAGACAGGUCAGGCCCCUGGAUACUCUUACACAGUCGCCAAUAAGAACAAAGGCAUCACCUGGGGAGAGGAUACACUGAUGGAGUAUUUGGAGAAUCCCAAGAAGUACAUCCCUGGAAGAAAAAUGGUCUUUGCUGGCAUUAAGAAGAAGGAAGAAAGGGCAGACUUGAUAGCUUAUCUCAAAAAAGCUACUAAUGAGUAA
Molecule: messenger RNA, 383 nt
Organism: Rhinopithecus roxellana (golden snub-nosed monkey)
Lineage: Eukaryota; Metazoa; Chordata; Mammalia; Primates; Cercopithecidae
Product: cytochrome c-like
Exons: 1
Coding region: 66-383 (105 amino acids)
Biological process (GO): mitochondrial electron transport, cytochrome c to oxygen; mitochondrial electron transport, ubiquinol to cytochrome c
Cellular component (GO): mitochondrial intermembrane space
Molecular function (GO): heme binding; electron transfer activity
Source: RefSeq, a predicted model, not a curated record